Molecule: messenger RNA, 16381 nt
Organism: Pelobates cultripes (western spadefoot toad)
Lineage: Eukaryota; Metazoa; Chordata; Amphibia; Anura; Pelobatidae
Source: the annotation of a GenBank genome assembly
GGUUACUCGCGCGGACAGGAAGCACGUGUUCGCUUACUGGCUGCAAAAACAUGGAUAACGUAACUGAAGGAACGUGGGAAUCUUUACCUCAAAAGUUAAAUGAAAAUAUUCUCCAAACGCUCAGGGACUUGGACUUCACACGUAUGACUCCAGUUCAGGUAGGGGAAGGAUUGCUGCUGGUUUGUCAACCCUGACAGUCUGCACUCACUGGGGGUUAUAAUUAUCUUCCUUUAGACCUUUCCUCCUCUGUUGGACCCUUUUAGUCUGAAUACUUUUGUAUGUACAUAAAGCAUAUCUCUCACUUCCCUGGUGCAUUGCUUUAACACUAGGACUGUAUAUCUGAAGGUAAAGUAAUCGCCCCUAUUCCUUAAUUUAACACAAUUUAGUUAUUGACACAGGAGAGAGAAUAAACAAGGACAAGCAAAUUGUCUUUCUGUUAAAAGCCCCUGUGUUUCAUAUAUUAUAGAACUGAAAAUUAAUGAUUGUGGUUUAAUAGACGAGUUCUCACCAGUUUUCUAUAUUUCUGCAGCUGGUGAAUUGUUUUGUGUUUCAAAACCCUUUCUUACAGCUAACUUUCAGAGGCAACAUAUAACCUUAUCUACUGGUAAUAUUGUUAGUACAUAUCAAAUAUUUAUCAUUUAAACUUUGCAUAUGGUUUUAAAAUCCAUAAUCUGAGAGUUCAGUAUGUACGUAUAGCAUGCUUACUUACAAUACAGAGGGAUUUAUUUUCUAAAACUGAAUUAUAGAGAAUUGAAAACAACUGCAAUAUAAUUGAGCUGUAAAACCUCUCUAAUUACAUUCUUUUUCCAACUCCAUUGCAUAACUUUGGCAACUUUGUAUAUUGAUGGCUGUGCAUUGAUACAUAAAAAGCAAAACUAAUGUACACACAGGCAUUGGGUAUCCACUAAUCACUAAAUCAUAUAGUACAAUUUCAGAUGAAAUAACAAUUGAUGACAUUAAAUGAGAAAUAGGUGCAUGAUAAGUACACGUUGCUUUUUAUUUGAACGUAUAUUGCAUAUCCCAUAAACAUAUAAUUACCGAUUGCACUUGCAUUUACUUGGUCUUCUAUUUAGUAGUUGUAUUUCUUUAUUUCUAGUCAGCAACAAUUCCUCUUUUUAUGAAGAACAAAGACAUUGCUGCAGAAGCGGUGAGUGUGGGGCUGCUAUAUAGCAUACAUGAUUUUGAUUAAUAAAGUAUUUUCUAGCCAGCGGUAAAAAAGGGACCAGUCCAUGGCAGUUUCACUUUAAAAUAAUCAUGCAGAGGCAUAGAUCUAGCUCUGUUACCAGUCAUAUGGCACAGUAGUGCUGACAAUGUUAGAAGCUGUAACAUGCUUACACAUUUUAAUUGAAGUACUCAUGGCCACUACGGCCUUAAUGGUGGGAAAACUAUCAAGACAUGAAUGCAUACAGUUUUUUUCCUUUGGGUGGUAGAGCACGCUUUGAGCUUCAUGUAAAAUGAUGCUAUCCUGAACAAGGCCUCCUUUUCAGAUAUAGCUAAAUCACAGGUGCCCCUUGAACUUUAGACAUAUCAGUCAUGUCCAAACAUGGAAUUGAUUUCUAUAAUGCAGCAGAAGGAAUUAGCAAUAUCAGAACAAGUGGCUGAACCGCUUAAGUCUGUAGGAUCCUGUUAAAUACUUGAAUACUGUUCAAAACGGUUUGACUACUUGUGGAAUGGUGCCAGAGGAUGUCUGGCACCAUAACAACUACUGGGUGCAUUAGUGUUUAAGGUACCUAGACUCACCCUUUAGCUAAUGAUAAAGGACAAUAGCUGAAGCAUUCUAAUGUGUUUAAGCUAAUUAGCCAAUCAAUAAAAAUCAAUUUAAUGUGAAGAUUGGAGGGUAGAAUGGCUCCCAGCAACCUCCACUUAAUUGAUUUGAUGUACCCAGGAUUCAUCAAAUGCAUGGAAUAAGCUAAGUUAAAUAAUUGUGGUGCAAUAGUAGGUUUUUAAAAUGUAUUUAUUUUGUAUGUCUCACACAGAUAACUGGAAGUGGCAAAACUCUGGCAUUUGUAAUUCCACUUUUGGAGAUUCUUCUGAAAAGAGAACAGAAAUUAAAGAAAAGUCAGGUACUAUCAUGGUAGCUCUGGUAAUUGUGUUUAAUAAAAUCAAUACAUACUUCUCAGCACACAUCCAUACCCACCUGUGGUAUUUUCUGUAUGCGUAUUUAAUACAAGGCAAGGCAUCAAUAUAAUGCAGAGUAGUAGGUGUACAUUAAAUAUCACUGUGUUGGCUCAUAUCAAAUUUUUUUUAAAAAGGGUUAUUCCGCUGCAAUAUAUGUCAUACAUUCAAUACAAGAAUGUGUAAUUAGAGGUGCAAUAAAGCCAUGAGUCCCAGAUUUUGUUAAAUGAGGGAAGAGUAUUACAAACAGUGACCUAUAAUUAUUCCAUCAAAUUGGUUUAUUCUAUUUUUAGCAACAACUAAUUGUAAGUGUGGUGUCUCACAAACCAGGUGGUGGACAUUGUUAUUUUGAGUAGUUUUGUUUUUUUCUAUUAUACUAAACAUCACGUUAAGUAUAAUUUCUUUUUCUUGCAUGUGUUGAUUCAUGCAGUUUUGCAGGUAUAUUCUCUAACCUGCCCCCUCACAAACAACACUGAAAUAGGUUGCUCUGUACGUGUUAAUUCGCGUAAGCUGCCAUUGUGAAGCAGCACUUGUGAAACGGACAAUGGGCUUUAAUAAUAAAGCAUACUGAAUCUGCAGUAUUAUUGUUAGUGCUUCAGGUACUUGUCAUUCUAUUUAACAGAAAUAAAAUAUAACUUUGUAAUAGCUUUACUGUUGAAAGCUAUAUUUACCAUUUUUAACUCGUUUGAGGCUACUUUUAUUGCUAAUAAUUGACUCCCUUAAGAUUGUACCCUUAAAGGAGCACUCCUAGCACCAUAAUUACUAUAGUGUGUUGUGGUGGUUAUGAUGACUGGUGUCCCCCUGUGUAAGUAGUCACUUUUCACCUGGGACCGCCCAGGUACCAUCACCUCAUCUACGCAGGUUCUCUGGAUUUAGCUAAGCCUGAUAGUGCAGGGCUUAGCACAUUGACUAGCAGUGAUCAGCUGAUGCCCACAGGCAAUGAGUUAGUCCAGCAAGGCUGGAUUUAGCUCAGGAGAGCGAUUGGUAGCUCCGUGCCUCCCUAUUGAGGAGGUGACCUGCUCCUGGCAGAUCCCAACAAAAAAGUGUAACCAUACGCAAAGAAAGACAACACCAUAACCACCACAGUUCCUGCCAAUUCACAGUUUAUUGAAUAAUUCUGACUUUGUUGCACAAUUGUAUGCAUUCUAUUCAUUCAACCUUGAUCUUCUAUAUAGAAGCAAAGUUACAACUGCUGCUUUUUUGUUUCUUUAUGCAGGUUGGAGCUAUAAUCAUUACCCCAACCCGUGAGCUUGCUGUUCAGAUUGACGAGGUGAUCUCUUAUUUCACUAAGCAUUUCCCACAGUUUAGGUAAGUCACUUCUCUCUUUUUAACAGUACUUUUGAAAUUGUCAUAUCUAUGGUUCUAUGUAUAGUGGCAACUUUAUUCUUCUGCAGAACAUAAUUUAUUUUUAAAACCUAGUAUUAUAAUGCAUUUAAAUCUUCAUUAUCUUAAUUGACUAUAACGCCAUUCAGAGAAAUUGUAUUUUUUUUUUUUUACGUUUUUUUAAUUUUAUUUUUAUUUACUAAUUUGACACAUAUGAUUCUAUAUUUUUAUAUUUUGAAUGUCGCUUGGUUUUUUUAAAUUUUAUUUUUUAUUUGUAAUUUUCAUUUUGCAUGCUUUUUUACUUUUUAAAUGCAUUUUUUGAAUGUCAGAGAGAAAGCAAUACAAAACAUAUAUUGGAUAUCAAUGAGUAGUUUCAUGAACAAUUGAUAUAAGCAAUCAUGAAUAGCAGAGUAGGUACACAGACCUUCUCUUUUCUGUUAAAUCAUAAUAAAACAAAACUUAACAGAAACAUGCCUGCCAGUUCCCUUAAUACUUUUUAAAUGGGCACCCUAAGGACCACUGCUUCUUAAGGCCACCUCUAGUAGCUGUAACUCAGACAGCUACUAGAGACAUUUCACCCUCUGCAUAAAGAUUCCAAAUGCUCCCCAUACAGAUGAAUCUAUUUGAGGAGAUGCUGAUUGUAGCAGCUCUGCAGUUGCUGCACAUGCAAAUUAGCUUCCCAGUGCUUUUAUUUUGGGAAGCAUAGGAUUGGCAUAGAUGAUCACAGCCAUGGUAGGUACAAUAGUUAGAGUGUGUGGGGGACUAAAGAUAAAUACAACUCUAAAUCUAACUAUUUAAGAGGAGGAGGCAUAACACUAAGUACUUAAAGAGAUGAUAUAGUGCCAGGAAUACAAAGUUUCCUCUGCCUCCCCCCUCCCUCCCUAAUGUAGAGUGUGAGGGUGUCCAGCGUCGGUUACCGUACCAAAAGUCUUAACUUCAAGGAAGUGUCUAGUAGACAGCCACUGGAGGCAGACUUAGUGCUCCAAUGAAAACAUUGCAGUUUCUCUGGAACGGCAAUAUUUUACAUUGCAGCACCAAGUGCAAUAAGGACCCCAGACCACGUCAACGAGCUGAAGUUGUCUGGGUGCCUGUAGUGUCUCUUUAAAGGGACACUCCAGGCACCCAGACCACUUCUGCCCAUUGGAGUGGUCUGGGUGCCAACUCCCACUACCCUUAACCCUGCAAGUGUAAUUAUUGCGGUUUUCAUAAAAUGCAAUAUUUACCUUGCAGGGUUAACUCCUCCUCUAGUGGCUGUCUACUAGACAGCCACUAGAGGGCACUUCCGUGUUUAUAGCACACACUCCGUGUGCUAUAGCGUCGCUGGACAUCCUCACACUAUGUGAGAACCUCCAGCGUUGCUGAAAUCCCCAUAGGAAAGCAUUGAAAGCAUUUUUCAAUGCUUUCCUAUAGGGAGGUCUAAUACACGUGCUCGGCAUUGCAUUGGGAGGAAGAGGUUUGUUUUCCGUUCACUGGAGAGUACCUGUAAUUUAACAAAUCACUCUUACUGUGGGAAUACAUGUUGAUAUUUCUAUCAUUAGAGAGGUCAUUUAAGUGCAUCCCCUUUCCUUGCAUUAAUUGAUUGUGUAUUGAGAAGUUUAACUACAGUCUAGAAAUUAUUUUUAUCAAAGUGAUUCCUAACUGUUGUUCUUUAUUAGAGUAGCUACUGGUUAGUCUUUGUAACAACCUAUUGCAUAUUGAAAUUCAAUGCUUCCCUAGUGCUGCAUGUGAAAGGUUACUGUGUUAAAUUACUGACACUUUCAAAACCACCAUUGUCUAUUUGUUUAUUUGCACAAAAAUAAUUUUUUUUUUUUUUUGGAUGACUUAUAUCCAGCCAGAUUCUGCUUAUCGGGGGGAGUAAUCCAGUUGAAGAUGUGCAGAAGUUUAAGGAGAAAGGGUAUGCUUUGUACUUGUCUACCCAAAAUGUUACAUCUAAUGAUAUUAUGUUUGUUCCAACAAGAUUGAUGACAAACAGAGAAAAUAUUCACUUCCUGUAUUCAUUCCAUUCCUCUACCAAAAAUGCAGUAAAAUUGGACAUGAUCACAAUUGUUUAAAAGCUUUCUGUACUCUUUAGGUAUAAGCUUCAUAUCUUACACUGGUUGGGAUCUGUUACAAGGUUAAUAGAACAGCAUGGCAUCAUCCUGCCCCUUAGUUAAAUCCUCUCCCACUCCAGCUCUGUUUGGUAUUCUACAUGCAAUCCAUUUCAGGCUUUUACCUUAAACCUGCAUGCUAUAUCAGUGGGAAAAAAAGGUAGUAGGUUAAAUAUUGAUCAAUUUCUUUUUUAAUUAUUUACAUAUUUCUGUUUCAGAGAUAGCAACAUUCUACAGUGAGAAAGUAUUUUAGUAAUAUUUGCCAUCAUUCUAGACAGAAGUCUCCAUUUAUGAAUCCUUGUGAUAGAUUACCUCACUAAUUUCCCCCUUUGUCUUUAAAAGAGGAAACAUUAUUGUGGCCACGCCUGGGCGACUGGAAGACAUGUUUAGAAGACAGGCUGAUGGGCUGGAUUUGGUUACUUGUGUGAAAACCUUGGAAGUCCUUAUUUUGGAUGAAGCAGACAGACUUCUAGACAUGGGAUUUGAAGCAAGGUGCUACUGCUUUCAAAUUUUGAGAUCUCACAUGAUUCUUCCUACUGUUAUCCAGUUCCUUCAAUUAAAAGCCUAUUUUACCUUUGUUUCAGUUUAAACACCAUCCUUGGAUACUUGCCAAAACAGAGGAGAACUGGACUGUUCUCAGCCACGCAGACUCAGGAGCUAGAGAAUCUGGUGAGAGCCGGCUUGCGGAAUCCCGUCCGUAUUACUGUAAAGGAAAAAGGUGUUGCAGCAACAAACACCCAGAAGACCCCAACACGCCUCCAGAAUUGUUAUAUGGUGAGCUCAUGCCCUUCUCUGCCUCCAUUCCACUUCCUAUUUGUUGCAUCAGACUUGGAAUUUCUAUUUCACGUAACCUUUUUUUUUUAAUAUUAUUAUUAUUAUUAUUAUUAUUAUUAUUAUUAAUGUGACAGAGAGCAGGAUCUUACACAUCUGGUCUACAUAAUAAUUUAUUUUCUUAUUCUUUCCAUUGUUGAAUCAUAUUUUCUUUGUGUAUGUAUAAAUAUUCUUCCUCAUCCUGCUUAAUUCCUAUUUUGGAUGUAAAGCAGAGCAGGAUUUUUGACAAUUAAACUCGGGACUACAGGAUGCUGUAGGUUCAAUUCUCCAUAUUUGGUAGAGCUGUCCUAGUUUGCCUUUGGAAAAACUGCACUUGGCAAUAGUACAAAUUAUCCAUCGUUUGAGUCAGCCGAAAUUCCACUGCACCAGAGUCCAUCUACUCUGUGGUGGCAGUGAUGUCACCUACAUUCCAUCAAUAGCUGCAGGGAGUUGGGAACAUCUCCACGAUAGAACCUUUCACUACUUCCUUGCUUGGGAGAGUAGAAAAAAAAAAUCACCUUGACUUGGUUUGAAUUUCUAAGGCUAUUGUCAUGUGCAGAGAAAGUCUGGAGGACUUCCUUCCCAAUGCCCAAUAGAAAGGCUGAAGUUGAUGCAUGCAAGUCUUUUUUUUUUCAGCCUAUAUAAAGAUAAGUAACCCAUCCCUUUCACCAUCACCCUUCUCCCUUACUUUCUAUCACUCUUCACUUUACAUAUUCCUCUUUGUCUUCAGUCAUUGCUCUCUACACCCCCUGUUUUCUAGUCAUUUGUCAAAGUUGUUCUAUACUUUUUUCUGUCUUGUAAUUUUAAAAAAGACAGUUUACUUUGAUAAUGGUGUAAUGAAGCACUUGAACCAUGGACCUCCUUUGGUGUACCUUCUCCUGCUCUUAUCUGUUGAAAUGCAAUAUUGCAUACCCAAGGUAUGUUUCAUUGUCCUGAGUAAUAACAGAUCAUAGUCCCUGACCCACACAAGUGGUAUCUUGCUAGAGUUGGCGGUGGUUGAACAUGUUGGCCACCCUCACCUAAGUGGUUAUGAUGUUCCUUAGAUCUCCUACUGGUAACUGUUAAAGCUCAACCUCUUGCUUAUUAACAAUGACCUAUUUGGUUUUGUAAAUUUUAUUUUGUUUUGUUCUGUUUUGUUUAUGUUGAGAAAACUACAAAAUAGUGAAUGUAACGGAUUGAAUAUCACUUUCCAACUGUCAAAGAUCCAAGACAACUUUUAAGUUGUCAUUUGUGCCAUAUUUUUGUAUCAUGCAUUCACAAUAAAAAUUGUUUUGGGGAAUAAAACAUGACAGUUUACAAAGAACAGUAGUGUGUACUUCGCAAACUAAUCCAAUUUGUUGUUUGUUUUAAAAUGCCAAACAUCUGUGUGUAAGUUAAUUUGUAUGAUUUAUAUGUAUUCACAGAUCUGCAAAGCACAUGAAAAAUUCAACUAUCUGUUGAGCUUCCUGCGGCAGAGAAAGCAGGAAAAACACUUAGUGUUUUUUAGGUAUGUGUCCUUUAUAAGCUGUGAUGCUGUCUAUUUCAGCCAUCUCUCUAUAUUCACACAGUGCUGUUAUCCUGUUGUUUGUGCAGUACCUGCGCCUGUGUGGAGUACUAUGGGAAGGCCCUAGAAGCAAUGAUAAAAAAUGUAAAGGUGAUGUCUCUUCAUGGAAAAAUGAAACACAAACGCAACCGUAUAUUUGCUGAGUUUAGGAAGUUGGACAGGUAAACUGGGCAACUCUCUGCUGUAUAGUAAAACUGCAAUUUACAAAUGUCUAUAUAAAACAUGACGUAUGAAGAAGCCCUUUCUCUGUAUUAUCUUCCCAUGUAGCGGUAUUUUAGUGUGCACUGAUGUGAUGGCUCGCGGUAUUGAUAUCCCUGAAGUAAACUGGGUUCUGCAGUAUGAUCCACCCAGUAGUGCAAGGUAAGAAAUCACAGUGCUCCUAGAUGCUUACUAACUUCCUUAACUAGCUAGGACAAUAGCCUUUACAACACACUGUAGUAGUUAUGGUGCCAGGAGUCCCACCAUUUUCAGACCAUUUUCACCAGUGAGACACUUCCCUGGGUCCUACAGUUGCCUCAGUCAAGCCCCUCUGCACAGAUAUUUCCAAUGUCCAAGUUCCUACUUCCGCAUUAGCAAUAUUAAUCUCUUUGUAUGGAAAUUAAUUUGCUGAACGUGUCAGCUGACACUUUUCAACCAAGGAAUUCUGUCCAAGGUUGGACAAGCAUAAUAUUGCUAAAGAGAAAGUUUAACUUAGUGAUAUCUGUACAGGUUUGGAUCACUGCUUGUGAGAGGCCUCGGUAAGUGUCAAACCACUUGAAAACAGUUUGACUCUUUUAAUAGUGGGACAUUUGCCGGGGGACUGCCGUCUAACCACUUUCAAACGGAAAAGGUUGUUUGGGGCAGAGAGAACAAAUUAAUUACUACUGACAAUCGGGAUAGGGAGAUGGAGCUACUACAUGCAGUUCGGGGUGGCGUUUAGUUGCUGACAGUGUGGAGGUAGAUUGGGUUGUUGACAUGGAAUGAGCAGGGUUGUAAUAAGUGGAGACGAAUUGAGUGCAAACAGACCUCUUUGUUUAUACCCUGACCCUUCAACUAGUUGACCCCACUGCAUUUACAUGAACACUGACCUUCCACACUACUACACCAUAGUGUAUGUGUGUAUGUAUGUGUAUGUGUGUAUAUAUAUAUAUAUAUAUAUAUAUAUAUAUAUAUAUAUAUAUAUAUAUAUAUAUAUAUAUAUAUAUAUAUAUAUAUAUAUAUAUAUAUAAUUUAUUAGUAAGGUGUGACUGAUACCCCUCUAUGCACUAUUAACAAGAGGUCCACAUCUGAUAACCAUUUUAAAUUAGGGAGACCGGGUAAUAACUGCUUGAUCCAAGGAUAAAUCUGACUGCCAUUCUGGGGUCAACAAGGAAUUUUUUUCCUAGCUUGUUGCAAAAUUGUGCUUCAAACUGGUUGUUUUUGCCUUCUUUUGGAUCAACAGCAAAAAACAAAUGUGAGGUAGGCUGAACUUGAUGGACGCAAGUCUCUUUUCAGCUAUGUAACUAUGCAACCUCAGCAAACUAAAACAAGAUGCAAGAGAAUACAGAGAACACAAAACAACUCAAACAGCUUGCAUUUCAGUGGGUACUUGCUUAGUUCUCAGGCUGGUUUUUGCUCAUUUGUAGAAAUGAAACCAUUUGGUUUCCAGACAGGUAAAAGGCUCCUGUGUUAGCUGAAACAUUGCUACUUGUGUGCUUCCAGCUAUGCACACGUGAUUUUUGGAAAAUGGCCUUUUUUUUUUUUUCUGUUUCAAAUAGUUUUGUUUGAUAACUUACCUAGGUCCUCUGGGAAUUAAAGCUGCAUGUGAUCUAUUACAACAGAAGCCAGAUAACUUUGUAGAGAAAAGCAUAUUGGACUGCACUUAGUAGCUCCAAGCCAGUGAGUGGGUCCUGCUGUACUCAAUAGAGCAGUCAGGCUUAUCCUGCCAGAGAAGACUAGAUGUAGCCAUGAACACCCACAUAAGUUGUCAAGUCUGCUAAAACUGAUUGACAUGUUAUCUUGGGAUCGCAACUGCACUCUUGGCAUCAAACUAAUUAAAGUGGGUUGUAGUGGUUAUGGUGUUUAGCGUAUUACUUUAAAUAUAAAUCUGCUUCUCAUCAGAGCCUCUGACUCUGCAUCCUUUACUUUCAGUGCCUUUGUUCACCGCUGUGGACGUACAGCCCGGAUUGGUCGUCAUGGCAGUGCUCUUGUGUUUUUGCUUCCCAUGGAAGAAUCAUAUGUUGAAUUUCUUUCAAUAAAUCAAAAGGUAAACAUUCCCUUUAUUCAACACUGUGCCUUUAGUAAAAAAAAUCUUUAGCAACAUAUUAUGUGCUCUCCCAUUAAUAGCAUAUUUCAUAAUUUAUCUAAGGAAAUGCAAAUCAAUUUGAUUUCUUUCUGCUAGAUCAACUACUAACAAGAGAAAGUAUAAGUGGCAUAACAAAAAUGCUUCCUUUGUUUUUAAAACUUCAGGAAGAAAGGGAAGCCAUGCUGCAGGCUUCUCCUCCACCACUCCCUGGUUGUUUUCCAGUUAUUAACCUAUGCUAGUGCUUAAUUCAUUAAUCCAAUUUCAGUAACAUUGUACAUUUUAUUCUCAUGUUUUUUUGUUUUUGCUUGGUUACCAAUUACCUUUUUAUUCACACUUUCCCAAAGUGCCCACUGCAGGAAAUGACAGAGCUGACCUUUUCUCAGGACCAUCUGCCUAAACUGAAGUCCCUGGCAGCAUCAGACCGGGCCAUGUUUGAUAAAGGAAUGAAAGCCUUUGUGUCUUUUGUCCAGGCUUAUGCCAAGCACGAGUGCAACUUAAUCUUCCGGGUAAAAGGUAUCGUGUUCAUCCUGACCUGUCCAUUAGCUCAAUAUGCAAAUUUUUAUUGUUUUAAUGCCACAAGGGUUGCUGAGAUAUACACAAUAUAUAAGUGACAAUAUGUUGAUAUAGUGUAAUUAAAAUGACUAAAAAGUGCAUAGAAUUGUGUGAUCACCAGAAUUGCAAAUCAGUCUAAGAAAUUGAAAAACAUAUGGAUGACUUAUUCUUUCAUAAUGGCUGACUAGAUGCCUUAAAGCAAUCCACAAAGUGGGGUUUUUAAUUGGCACCAAAAUAUGACAACUAUCCCCUUAAGGCCCAAAGAUAUUACAUGCCAUCCACACAAUCUGAUCCUCAACGAUCUUAUUCCUGCUGCUGCUCAAAAUUCCCACUCACAACUAGCCAUUGGCUAGUGAGAAUUUAGAAAUUCAAGUAGAAAUUUGUUGUGCCAUGGAUUGCUUGCACAGGCGGGUAACUUUUUUUUUUUUUUUAAGAAUUCUUUAUUUAUGGUUCAUUUUGUUUAAUACAAUGUGGUAUACAAGAUGAGGGAUGUGGGAUACAGAAGAGAAAUGGUGGUGAGGUAAAGAAAGGUAUUGUACAGUUACACAGUCCCAUCCCUCCCCCUCAUCUCUGUUUCUGCGGUUACAAUCACACAAUUACCCAUUUACAUAUGCAAGGAUGUCACAAGCUGGGGUCAGAUAGGUUGUGCAGUAGAGAUCUCUGUCAGUCCUCUGUGGUGCGUAACUCUGGUAUAUGGGGAGGAGUGUAUAUAGUCGCUUAGGUUAACCCCAGAAUUGGCCCUUGGGGGUUGUUAUGCUACCGCGUGGACGUCAUUGUUGCGGUCUACGUCUGUGUCCCUGUUUUCCCAUCUCUCCGCUGUGCCCCUCAUCCCUGUUGACCUAUCGUCCAUGUGGCUAUACCAUCGUUUGCUAUUUCUAGGGCGUUAGUUGUCUACAAUUGAAAGGUUUCGCGGAGUUAAACGGUGACCUUCUAUGUAUUCCAUUGUUCUCGCUUGGUUACGUGGGUUUUGGGGUGUGUCUGUCACAGAAAAGAAAGGGAAGAAAGCUCUGAACCCUGUUGGUCCUGUGCAGGGGAAAAAUAGUGGUACUACGGCUAGGGGUGGUGGUCGAGAAGCCCUCCCCAAAGUGGGGGGGUUUAAGGGUUGGCUGUUGGGGUGUGACGCGGAGCCCCAGCCUGGCACGCCCCCAGGAUUAAGGAGAGCGCGGGCUUAUAAGAGUUAUCUGAGGGAGUUGAGUCUUUGUAGUUAAUCGAGAAUGUCUACUACUGCAAGGUGUUUGCAUCUGUGAGAGUUGGAGUUGUGUUCACCAGGGUAGGGAAGUAUCCCCUUCCAGCCAUGGGUCCCAGAUUUUGUGAAAGUGUUUGGGCGUAUCGUGGAGUUGGGAUGUAAGCUUAUCCAUUUGUACGUGGUCCUGUAUUUUUUUUGGUUAUGAGCAAUUGUGAGGGUAGCCGGUUUGUCGACCAGAGUUCCGCUAUUGCUCGCCUUGCUGCCAGAGCGAUACGCGCGCUAAGUUUGUUUUCUGCUCUGGUUAGGGUCUCUAGAGGUUUGGAGAGCAGUAGGGCCCAUGGAUCUAGAGGUUAUGGCUUAUGUAAGAGUUUCGUCAGUAAGGUAGUGACGCUGAUCCAACUUUUAAGACUUAUAAAGCCUGGCUAGAGGCCAAGUACCUAAAGUUUUAAGAACUGAGUGGCACAUUCCAUUUUGAUAUUGGAUGUUUAAAGGAUUGAUAGUUAUGAAAGAAUUAUUGUCAUAGGUCCUUAAAGGACCACUCUAGGCACCCAGACCACUUCAGCUUAAUGAAGUGGUCUGGGUGCCAGGUCCAGCUAGGGUUAACCCAUUUUUUCAUAAACAUAGCAGUUUCAGAGAAACUGCUAUGUUUAUGAAUGGGUUAAGCCUUCCCCCUAAUCCUCUAGUGGCUGUCUCAUUGACAGCCACUAGAGGCGCUUGCGUGCUUCUCACUGUGAUUUUCACAGUGAGAGCACGCCAGCGUCCAUAGGAAAGCAUUAUGAAUGCUUUCCUAUGUGACCGGCUGAAUGCGCGCGCAGCUCUUGCCGCGCGUGCGCAUUCAGCCGACGGGGAGGAGAAGAGGAGGAUCGGAGGAGAGCAGCUCCCCGCCCAGCGCUGGAAAAAGGUACGUUUUACCCCUUUUCCCCUUUCCAGACCCUGAGGGUGGGGGCACCCUCAGGGCACUAUAGUGCCAGGAAAACGAGUGUUUUCCUGGCACUAUAGUGGUCCUUUAACCCCUUAAAGGACCAAACUUCUGGAAUAAAAGGGAAUCAUGACAUGUCACGUCAUGUGUCCUUAAGGGGUUAAAAUACCUCCAAAUCAUCAGUUAAGUUAAUAAAUAUAUAUAUGUAUGUAUGUACACAGUAGUACUCAGGUGAUGUAUUUUUAAUGGUUACUUAUGUCUUUUCAGAUUUGGAUUUCUCCUCUCUUGCCCGUGGCUUUGGUCUUCUAAAAAUGCCCAGAAUGCCAGAGCUACGAGGGAAAGACUUUUCAGAUUUUGUCCCUGCCCCUAUUGAUACGGACUCCAUCCCUUACAAAGACAAGAACCGAGAAAAACAAAGGCAGAAGAUGCUGCAGGAAAGGAGGAAUGUGGUGGGCGAGACUAGGAGAAGUUUUGUAAAAAACAAAUCCUGGUCCAAACAAAAAGCUAGAAAGGACAAGAGAAAGAAAACCGCACUGAAAAGGAAAAAUCAAGAGGUGAAGUACAGUAUUUCCUAUAUUUAUAAUUUUAAUAUGAUAACAGGAUGUAUUCUUGAUUUGUUUUUCCCAUUAAAUUACACUGGGGAAUUAGCCAAAAUGAUGUGGCCUAACAUGUAUAGAAAUGGCAAGGGAAGUGCACUGUACAUUUAGAGAUUAUAUACCUGUACAAUAAUAAACUUAGUAGACUUAACAUACUCACUUUGGGUAAAAUUAAACGUAACCAUUAUUUAACCAACAAAAUAUAACUUGACAGUAGAUAGGUACAUUAAAGAGGGCAAACAAAACCCGUUUGAAUGCAGGGCCACAAUGUUAAUCUAAUAUUUAGGACAGAACUGCUAGUCUGCUUAAAUAGUAUCUUUCUUCAUGUGUUUGCCUCCUCUUGUAUAUUACAGGGAUCGGAUAUAGAUGAUGAGGAUGUGAAUGACCUGCUCCAAGACACCAGAUUAUUAAAGCGGCUGAAGAAGGGUAAAAUCACAAAAGAAGAGUUUGAAAAGGAGUUCUCCACCUCAGAUAAAAAGGCUUUAGAAGAUGAACCUUCUGACUGAAUGCAUUCACUUGAACUCAUUGUGAUCAGUCACUUCAAGGUGUUUAGCUAUUGGGAAAUGUGAAAAGGACAUCUGUGACCCUUUAAAUUCACAGGAGUCGUAAAUCUGAGAAGUCGAAUUGUGUUCCUUACAUUUUUGGAUAGAGUAGAGAACCGUGUCCAUGCCAACCUAAUCACCUCCUAUGUACAGUAAAUAUUUUUGCAAUCAAUUUUUGUGAUUUUUAGAUGUUGGAUUGGAAAAAUAACAUUCACAUGCAUAUCUUUUUCUAUCCUCUUAAUGUACAUAAACCAGGACUUAUUUAUUGGCAUAAUGGUGAACAUGAUUUUAAAUACUAUCACAAACUUUCUAUUUUGCUCUUCAUGUGAAAAGUCAUCUAAUAUCCAGUUUAUCUAAACCCCCCUCCAAAAAUUUGACCUUUGUAAUCGUUGUAACCCCUUCAGGACCAAAGGACCAAUUUUGAGUGUCAAGAUUAGAUGUGAUAACCAAAUCUAGUCCUGAAGGGGUAAGUACAAAAUAUCUGUACAGGAGAGGUAGUUACUCCAAAACCAUACGAAAUGGUCAUGGUACUUGGUCUGUACGUGCAGUGUUUGGUUAUGAAAUGCUUUGCUGCUAGAGCUGUAACUCCACCUCCUGCAGAGACACUGGGGCAUCAUAAGCCAGCCCAGAACAAGUGUUCCAGGCUUGUUGAUGUCACUUCUGUGCAUAUUUCUAUGCACAAAAUGUAAUUUGUGUCAGUUGACGCUCUGACUAUGAAUGAGCAGCAGAAUUUGCAUGUGGCUGCUUCAGCUCUGAAGAUGCCAACUGUGGAUGAGAGCUGGUGCUUGGGGGGGAAUUCAGGUAAAGGGGGCAAACUGUUUAAAUGUUUUUUUUUUUUUUGCUCCAGUACAGGGGAAUAGCACCAAGGUACUCCCACCAUCAUAACCACUAAAGCAGCCUUUAAAACAACUUUGCUAUAAUGUUCUCUCAAAAUAAAAACAUUAAAAUUUAAAAGUAAUGUUGUCCCAAUAAUUCCAAACACUGGUAUAUAUUACGAACAGAUUUUAUUUAUAAUAUUAUAGAUAGAGUUUGAUAAGCUCAUCACUGAUUGCAGAGGGAGUCAGGACCCCAAGGUCUGUGAAAAGUAAUGUAAUUAGAGAUGGGGAGGUGUAAUCGAUCCAAGGAUGUUCCUCUACAAGAUCCUUGUUCUGCUGUUGUGUGUCUGCUUUAUACUGAAAAAGAAAAGAUACAUUUAGGGAUUAGUGCAGUUUUGUAAGGGUUCGGUUUUGAAGUCAGGAGAAUUAUCCGUGCAUGGUGAUAACACCUUUAUUUAGCUAUAGAGAUACCAUGCCUAAGCGCACCAUUAGUAAAUUAAUGUUCUAAAAUGCUUUUCCGGGCAGAAUGAGUUCUACUACACUGUUUAGAAGUAAAUAUAUUUUAAAAACUCCUGCGUUAAGCCAGGGCUUGACAAAUUUGCUUGGACUUUAGGACCCACCUAAAAACAUUUUUUAAAGGCACACCAUAUUCACCAGAGCCACUACAGCUUAAUGUAGUUAUUCUGAAGUCUAUAUCCUGUCCCUGCACGCCUUUCAAUGUAAACAUUGUCUUUUCGGAUAAAAGGUUAUGUCUACAUUGCUGCCUAGUAACAGCUCUAGUGGCAGUCACUAGAGGUGCUUCCUUGGUCAGGGCUGCAGUGUGUAGCACCUACAUUAAACCCCCCUUUAGGGAUGCAUUUAUACACACAUACACUCACUCAAACUAUUUGUAUUAUUUUAAGGUUUCACCCAGUCUCCAUACCUUUUGGAGUGCUGGGGUCCAGUGGGGCUCCUGUCAUCUGCCUGCUCUGCUCUAUAGAGCACUGUUUAAUAAUGAUAGGGUGACGUCAUUCCAGUUCCUGGCAUCUCUGGAGGGCAAGGGAGCAGAGCACGCAGGUGAUGGCUCCGUAAUCAACUGCCCGCCUCCCUUAGCUCUCCAUGAGCGGCCAGGCAGCCGGUCACCUUAGAGGCUGAACAGGCUUACAGAUCACAGCUGCCAGGACAAAUGAGGGAGGGGAGGCACAAUAGUGCCAGGAAAACAAACUUUUUUUUCUGGCACUAUAGCUUCCCUUUAAGUACGUAUUAGACAGCGUAUAGGUAAUUGUCAUACGUGGAAUUUCUAUACAGAGGCCAACAAUUUAGCCUUCUAAUGUAAUACCCCUUUUUUCCAAUCAGGCUAAUGCUUAGAUUGGUGGGUGCUGAUAGUAAUUCUUUCUGAAGAUACCAUAAGCAGCUUUUUAAAAUAUACACUGCUUUGUCUUCAAUAAAAUGCAAAAAACAGUGAUACGUUGUCUGAUGGUUUAUCUUUUUCCAUUUGUUCGUGUAAUCUAAUUUUGUGUGUGACUGACACCCUAUUUAAAGGUUUGACAGUCUCUUAUGGGACAGAUAACAUUUUUAGAAUUAUAAACUAAUUAGUGCUAAGGACGUGACUAGUCCUGUUUAAUAUUAGCAGCUCUAAACAAUCCUUCAG